Gracilinanus agilis (Agile Gracile Mouse Opossum) is the source of this 4170-nucleotide messenger RNA. It is a transcript of the gene SP3, whose product is annotated as Sp3 transcription factor. Gene Ontology annotation, biological process: regulation of transcription by RNA polymerase II. The record is from RefSeq and is a predicted model, not a curated record. NCBI's taxonomy places the organism in Eukaryota, Metazoa, Chordata, Mammalia, Didelphimorphia, Didelphidae. The transcript has 7 exons. Gene Ontology annotation, molecular function: RNA polymerase II cis-regulatory region sequence-specific DNA binding; DNA-binding transcription factor activity, RNA polymerase II-specific. The coding region runs from base 1 to 2727 and encodes 908 amino acids.
AUGAACGGGGAGAAGAGGGGCGGGACUUCCGGGCGGGCUGUCACCCUCUUCCCCCCUUUCGGGCUGGAGGCUCCACCUUUUGUGUUUCCCGCACAGUCAAUCAAAAUAGGAAAAAAAAUCCCCCGGACCGCUCCGGCCGUGUCCGCCGCCGCUUCCCGCAUCCUCUCCCGCCGCCGCCGCCUCCGCUCCUCACCAUGUCCAGUUCCAACCACCCCGGGGCCGCCGUCGCUGCCGCCGCCUCCGAAUGUGUGUGUGAGGCUGGGAAGUGUGAGUGUGUGCGGGGUGGGGAGGGGCACAGCCUCCCUCCCUGCUUUCUCCUUCCCCCGGCCACCGUCCGCUCCUAAGAAUCCCGCGCCCCCCCAACCCCCUAAGCGCCGUCCCAAGCCUGGGCCCCGAGUCCCACUGGGAGCGCAUCCCCCCGGUGUGCGUGUGGUGACCGACCGUGCGAGAGGAGAGAGCGCGAGAACCAGUCUGGGCUUCCCCCUCCAUUGUCACUGCAGCACCUCGCCGAGGAGGCUCCACAAAAUGAAGCCUGAAAGGCGGGUGGGGAAGAGCCCUCACUCCAAAAUGGAUGUUGGAGCAGUUCCUCGCUGUGCUGCAAACUCCAUCGCUGAACGCUAUUUUCAGAAGCAUUUUUUGGUCAAAACAGGUGACCUGACUUCUGUACAACUAGGAGAAACUCCAAACAGAUGGGAGGUUUUGCCUGCAACAUCCACCAAUAUAAAGGAUGAAGCUGGUAAUAUAGUACAAAUUCCAGGUACUACCACGGUAACUUCAAGUGGGCAAUAUGUCCUCCCCCUUCAGAGUUUGCAGAACCAGCAAAUAUUUUCAGUUGCAUCAGGAUCAGAUUCAUCCAAUGGUACAGUGUCCAACGUUCAGUAUCAAGUCAUACCUCAGAUUCAGACAACAGAUGGUCAACAGGUCCAGAUUGGUUUCACAGGCUCGUCAGAUAAUGGGAGUAUAAAUCAAGAAAGUGGUCAAAUUCAGAUCAUUCCUGGCUCUAAUCAAACAUUACUUGCUUCUGGAACACCAUCUUCUAAUAUUCAGAAUAUUUUAUCACAGACUGGACAAGUCCAGGUUCAGGGAGUUACAAUUGGUGGUUCAUCUUUUCCUGGACAAACCCAAGUAGUUGCUAAUGUGCCUCUUGGUUUGCCAGGAAAUAUUACCUUUGUACCGAUCAAUAGUGUUGAUCUAGAUUCUUUGGGACUUUCCAGCAGUUCUCAGACAAUGACUGCAGGCAUUAAUGCUGAUGGACAUUUGAUAAACACCGGACAAGCUAUGGAUAGUUCAGAUAAUUCAGAAAGGACUGGGGAUCGAGUUUCUCCUGAAAUUAGUGAAACGAAUACAGAUACAGAUUUAUUUGUGCCAACAUCCUCUUCAUCACAGUUGCCUGUUACUAUAGAUAGUUCAGGUAUAUUACCACAGAACACCAAUAGCUUGACCACUUCUGGUAGUCAGGUGCACUCUUCUGAUCUUCAGGGAAACUAUAUCCAGUCAUCUGUCUCUGAUGAGACACAGACUCAGAAUAUUCAGGUCUCUACAGCACAGCCUAUUGUACAACACCUACAACUCCAAGAGUCUCAGCAGCCAACUAGUCAAGCCCAGAUUGUACAAGGUCUCACACCCCAGACAAUCCAUGGUGUGCAAGCAGGUGGCCAGAGUAUAUCCCAGCAGGCCUUACAAAAUCUUCAGUUGCAGCUGAAUCCUGGAACCUUUUUAAUUCAGGCACAGACAGUGACCCCUUCUGGACAGAUAACUUGGCAGACAUUUCAAGUGCAGGGGGUCCAGAACUUACAGAACCUCCAGAACUUACAAAUACAGAAUACUUCUGCCCAACAAAUAACUUUGACACCUGUUCAGACUCUCACCUUUGGUCAAGUUGCAGCAGGUGGAGCCUUGACUUCAACUCCGGUUAGUCUAAGCACUGGUCAGUUGCCAAAUCUACAGACAGUUACAGUAAAUUCUAUAGAUUCUACUGGCAUACAGCUACAUUCAGGAGAGAACGCUGAUAGCCCUGCAGAUAUUAGGAUCAAGGAAGAAGAGCCGGAUCCAGAAGAGUGGCAGCUCAGUGGUGAUUCUACAUUGAAUACCAGUGAUUUAACGCAUUUGAGAGUACAGGUGGUAGAUGAAGAAGGGGACCAACCACAUCAGGAAGGAAAAAGACUUCGACGAGUAGCUUGUACCUGUCCCAACUGUAAAGAAGGUGGUGGGAGAGGCGCCAAUCUUGGGAAAAAGAAACAACAUAUUUGUCAUAUACCAGGAUGUGGUAAAGUGUAUGGGAAGACAUCACACUUAAGAGCUCACCUUCGCUGGCAUUCUGGGGAACGUCCUUUUGUUUGUAACUGGGUAUUCUGUGGGAAAAGAUUUACUCGAAGUGAUGAGUUACAGCGGCACAGAAGAACACAUACAGGUGAAAAGAAGUUUGUUUGUCCAGAAUGUUCAAAACGCUUUAUGAGAAGUGACCACCUUGCCAAACACAUUAAAACACAUCAGAAUAAAAAAGGUAUUCACUCUAGUAGUACAGUGCUGGCAUCAGUAGAAGCUUCACGAGAUGAAACUUUGAUUACUGCAGGAGGAACGACACUUAUCCUUGCAAAUAUUCAACAAGGUUCUGUUUCAGGGAUAGGAACUGUUAAUACUUCCGCCACCAGCAAUCAAGAUAUCCUUACCAACACUGAAAUACCUUUACAGCUUGUCACAGUUUCUGGAAAUGAGACAAUGGAGUAAAUAUUACACAAAUACUUAUUCAUUGUGGUUAUUUUUAUACAGUAGUGAGAAGAAUAUUGUUCCUAAGUUCUUAGAUAUCUUUUUAUUGAUGUGCAAAAAUUUUUGGAUUGACAGUAACUUGGUUAUACAUGACACUGAAAUGCCUUACUUUGUAUGAUAUUCCAUAGUAUAUUAAAAUGGUAAAAUUGCAUGGGUUUUGUAGGUACUUUUGGAAUCUAGAAGAGAUGAAAUUUUACCAAGUUAUAUAAAGAGAAAAAUGAAUUUAACAAUGGGAAUGGUAGUCUAACCAAAUGCAUCAAUCCUGUGUGGUUUAGUGUAAAAAUGAGAACAUGUUGGUAUUUAUCUAUUGUAAGAUAAAAGAAGUUGGUGGAUGAAAGAAAUCAUGUUAUGAUAAAAGAAAUUUUGUAAUUUUCUUGAUGACUGGAAUUUUUAUUAUGCAUAACUGACAAAUCAAGUUUCCAAGCAAAUGUUACCUAGUGUAGGCUUUACUUAGCUCUUCAAUUUGUCAUUUUGAAGCUAAUUAUUUUAAUUAGGUUAACUAUGUACAAUAUUUUAAGCAUUACUCUUGUAAGAUUUUGAAAACUACAUUUUAACAUGGAACUCUAGGGAUAGUCACCUUUUAAAUCCUGUUGAAAAGCCAUGUUUAAGAUUUAAUUUGCCAAAAUGAUGUCUUGUUAAUAUUAUUCUUUCAAUAACGAAGUUGGGCAAUAUAACCAAUGUUUAAAAAAAAAAAAGCUUAAAAUGUAUAGGUUGAGGCAUUUGGGUGGUAAAAACAAUGUUGUGAAUUAUCCCUUUUCUUGAACAUUGGAGGACCAAAAAUAAGGUGUAUUGCGUCUUAGCAGUGAUUUUUUUUUUUUUUAAUCAAAUCUUGUUUCCAAAAACCAUGUCUGCCAGGGCCUUAAAAGCCAUCAUGUAAAGUUACCAGUAAAGUAUAACAUAUGCAAACAUAACAGAAAAUCACUUCCGUAGUGACAAUACUCCAACCACAUGGAUAUUAGUCAUAGAAAACUAGAGGUUUUAUGAGUUUUUUUUUAAAAGAAGUUUUUUGGCUAGGUAGUCAGUCUGCACUUAAAAUAUCAACCAUUUUCCUUUUUUUUUUUUUUUUUUUUUUUUGCUUUUUCCCUUAAAAUUUAUAUGUAUCCAAUACACUUAACUGAAAAACAUAUAUGUUUUUUUAUUACGCUGUAUUUUCUUUUUAUAAUUAUUGUUUAUAUUUUCAAUUAUAGAAAAAAUGUACAAAAUAAAGUUACAUUGCUGGUCUGUAAGUGCUAUACCAUUUUCCUAAAAUGUACACCAAUAACUGCAGCAGUUCACCUAUUUACAAAAAUUUGAAAUUCUGUUCAUUUGUUAUUCUUAAGACCACCUCAGAUUUAAAGGCUACCUUAUUGUACGUUUAAAGUGUAUUAUAACAGUGUGGUAGUUAAUAAAACACUAUUUUUUUUC